AUGUCGACUGACAUAGUCAAUGCGCGUGAUGUGCUCAAACAACUCCAAGAACAGGGAGAUCUAAAGUCCCACCUCGCGAUCAUUCGCAUCUCAGAACCUAUUUCAGCCUUUGGCGAAUCCAAGACAUCACCGUCGAAGCGAAGAUCAGACGUAUCCAUCUCGGCUCUCAGCGACCCAACACCAGCCUCUCUCGAGGCGGAUCUCACACAUUACAAGGUUUGCCCGCGACGCGCAGGCCCAGCCCACAGUAUGAACGUGCUUCUAAUGUCUAUACAGGAACUCUUUUCCAAACUUCGAUUUUCCUAUCUCGAGCAAGUUACUAAAGAGAAAUUUUUACGCGCAAUUGUGGGCGACCCGCCUUUAGUCGUCGGACAUACGGAGAAUGUCGAGUUAGAAACGCAGUUGGCUUUGGUGAAGGCAGAAUUAAAGUCACAGAAGGAAGAGGCCCGCCUCUUGAUUGAGGAAAUGGAGAAGAUCGGGCGAGAGUUGGCAAGUCGUUACCAGAAUGUUCAAAUCCAUGAGGAGCAGCUAUUGACACUUCCUGACUCUAUCGAAAACCUCGAGUCUACUAUCGCCAGUCUCCGUGCGAAACAGGUCGCUAAUAUGGACUCGUCUGAUCCUCGCUCAUCUCAGAAUCUCCCGCUCCCUGCGACUACUGCAUUACUAGCUGAACGGGAAGCUGAAUUAGCUGCGCUCAAUCGGCAGAUUGCUGCUGUGCAGAAUUCAUUGCCGCGGAAGACGAGACAGCUUGAGGCGAUUGAGCGGGAGUGUACAGUAUUGGAGCGUAGACAGGCAGAGGCAAUUUCACAGGCACGGGAAGCGCAACGGAAGAAGCAGCAGGGUGAAAGUGAUGGCCUCGAGGAGAUGGGCCGGUGGUAUAGAGGGGCCGAGGAGACGUUGAAAGAAAUGGUGGGGUCGGGUGUUUAA
Molecule: messenger RNA, 927 nt
Organism: Penicillium taxi
Lineage: Eukaryota; Fungi; Ascomycota; Eurotiomycetes; Eurotiales; Aspergillaceae
Exons: 2
Coding region: 1-927 (308 amino acids)
Biological process (GO): attachment of mitotic spindle microtubules to kinetochore; protein localization to kinetochore; kinetochore assembly
Cellular component (GO): kinetochore
Source: RefSeq, a predicted model, not a curated record